CAAGCGACGGGUUGUUUUUUUUUUUUUCCCCAGACGCGUCCUGUGCAGGGCGUGCUGCUGGUUCCCUGGAGCCCUGGACCUUUCUAAGACCUGAAGAGGGGAUGUCUUCUCUACGCUGCGGGGAUGCGGCCCGCAGCCUGGGGUCCUGGGUAUUGGGAAGAUGUUUAUACAGCCCGGUUAGAGCAUUAAGUUCUUUGCCCGAUAAAAAAAAGGAAUUUUUACAGACUGGACCAGACCUUCAAGAUUUUGUAUCUGGUGAUCUUGCGGACAAGAGCACCUGGGAUGAAUAUAAAGGCAACUUAAAGCGCCAGAAAGGAGAAAGGUUAAGACUACCUCCAUGGUUAAAGACAGAGAUACCCAUGGGUAAAAAUUACAAUAAACUGAAAACCACGUUGCGGAAUUUAAAUCUCCACACAGUCUGUGAGGAAGCCCGAUGUCCCAACAUUGGAGAGUGUUGGGGAGGUGGAGAGUAUGCCACGGCCACAGCCACGAUCAUGUUGAUGGGGGACACUUGUACAAGAGGUUGCAGAUUUUGUUCUGUGAAGACUGCAAGAAAUCCCCCUCCGUUGGACGCCAAUGAGCCCUACAAUACGGCCAAAGCAAUUGCAGAGUGGGGUCUGGAUUAUGUUGUCCUGACGUCGGUGGAUCGAGAUGAUGUGCCUGACGGGGGAGCUGAGCACAUUGCCAAGACCGUGGUAUGCUUGAAAGAAAGGAAUCCCCAAAUCCUCGUGGAGUGCCUCACCCCUGACUUCCGAGGAGAUCUGAGAGCAGUAGAGAAGGUCGCUCUGUCGGGAUUAGAUGUGUACGCACAUAACGUAGAAACCGUUCCAGAACUACAGAGGAAAGUUCGUGAUCCCCGGGCCAAUUUUGACCAGUCUCUUCGUGUAUUGAAACAUGUCAAGAAAGUUCAGCCUGACAUUGUUUCCAAAACAUCAAUAAUGCUGGGCCUGGGUGAGACGGAUGAGCAAGUCCACGCCACGAUGAAAGCGCUCCGUGCAGCCGACGUGGACUGUCUAACUCUGGGACAGUAUAUGCAGCCAACGAAACGCCACCUUAAGGUUGAAGAAUAUGUUACUCCUGAGAAGUUCAAAUACUGGGAAAAAGUAGGAAAUGAGCUUGGCUUUCAUUAUACUGCAAGUGGCCCUUUGGUGCGCUCUUCAUAUAAAGCAGGUGAAUUUUUCCUGAAAAAUCUAGUGGCUAAAAGAAAAACAAAAGCUUCUGAAACUUGAGCCAAGACCUUCAGGAUCACAGGACUUUUAAGGUUUCCUUUCAGUUGGUGCCUUUCAGGAUUCCUGAGCAUGUACACCAGGGCUGUUCUGUCUGAAAUGUCUGAUCAGGAGUAAUAGCAUAUAGCUGUAAUUCCAUUCAGGCCAUUCUGAACUAUCUGAGUAAGACCCUAUCUCAAAAGAAAAAAAAAAAAAGAAGAAAAAAGUCUGUAAGCUACACGUAUUUAAUAAUUCAUUUGCCUUCUUGCCACUUUGUCAUUGUUUGUCAUGAUGUAAUCAUAGAACAUCUUUGAACAGUUUGCUGUUAAUUAAAAGUAUAUUAACAACA
Peromyscus californicus insignis is the source of this 1554-nucleotide messenger RNA. It is a transcript of the gene Lias, whose product is annotated as lipoic acid synthetase. Gene Ontology annotation, cellular component: mitochondrion. NCBI's taxonomy places the organism in Eukaryota, Metazoa, Chordata, Mammalia, Rodentia, Cricetidae. Gene Ontology annotation, biological process: lipoate biosynthetic process. Gene Ontology annotation, molecular function: 4 iron, 4 sulfur cluster binding; lipoate synthase activity. The coding region runs from base 102 to 1229 and encodes 375 amino acids. The record is from RefSeq and is a predicted model, not a curated record. The transcript has 11 exons.